This is a messenger RNA of Diabrotica balteata, 525 nucleotides long. Lineage: Eukaryota; Metazoa; Arthropoda; Insecta; Coleoptera; Chrysomelidae. The record is from the annotation of a GenBank genome assembly.
AUGAGCAGGUUUCAGUCAAGAACAGAAAAAAUGGUUGCACUUUGUUUAAACAACAAAGCAGCAUCUUUACAGGAAAAUGAACAAGAUACACAUACUAAGGAACUAAUCAUAACUUCUGUACUAUAUACUACACCAACUUCCUUAACGGCAGAUAUUGCUACAUUCGCUGCUCUAGGGAUACUAGGGAAUACUAAGGAUUUAUGUGAAUUGCUACCUGUUAGUUUUGAAUCGCUAUCUCAAGAUUGUCAUGAUGAAUCAGAGAUUGAAGAAACUCCAGCUAAAAAGAGGUUUGUUGACCAUGAUUAUGCUUUGCGUCCUGAACAAGAUAGCAGAAAUACUAGUAAUUUUCAGAGUGAAACAGAGACUGAAGAAACUCCUAAAAGAAAAUUAUUUGACAUACAUGAUUUUCACACACCUAGCCAAGCCAGAGGGCCAAGGAGAAGUAUUUUACACAGUAUAAAUGUGUCAAGAAAGCAGUACUUGACCCAAAAAAAAGAAAAUGUAUGCCACAAUCAUAGAAACUAG